AUGGAGGACGACGCGGGAUCAGAUCCGCCAGCGCACCCAGCGUUGAAGCUGCAGGCAACCUCCUUCCCUGGCUAUUCGGCGCCGACUCUAUCGCCUGCCUUUCGAUUGGACGAAGGCUACUCGGAUGACACACCAAGUCAAGCAGAGAAGGAGACAAUGGUAGACAAUGCUAUGUCGCUGCCGGAAUGGGUUCUGGCCCAAAGUGAAGCCGAUCGAGCAGCCUUUGCAUAUACCAUCCUUCGAUCACUCUCGACUGCAACUCUUGCCGGCGUUGUUGAGCGUCUGACCCCUCUCCUGCAUAUGGACCCUGUUCUCAAAUUGCCGCCUGAACUGACAUUUCAAAUAUUCUCAUAUCUCGAACCCCGUCAACUUCUGACUGCGUCGUUGGCAUCUCGGGCAUGGCGCAGUCGCAUUCUGGAUUCGGGACUGUGGCGCGUGCUUUAUAUUCAAGAGGGUUGGCGCGUAGACUUACGCGCCAUUCGCAGCUUCGAACAAGAGCAAUCAGAAGCCGUGUCUCCGCAAACUCGCCGUGCACGGCCACAGUGCUCAGAUCCGGAUCUGAGCGAACCCAAGCAGAAGAGGCGCGUCCCGAUGUCGUGGUACGAUGGUCGUACGCUAGACGACUCAAAGUCUGUGAAUGAAACAACUCAGCCCGACAAUGAGGGCGAUCACAUGAUGCUUGAUGCGAGUGUGCGGACUCCUCAGACUGGGACAGAAAAGCAAAUGCGGGAAUCUCAAACGCUCGCUCAUGAUUCUAUUUCGUUCCUCCAACCACCUUUGAAGUCCUCGCUCGUGGUCCGCAUGCCAAACGGAUCCACCCGGAUCAACUGGAUGCAUCUCUACAAACAGCGGCGACGUUUGGAGGCCAACUGGCAUCAUGGUCGAUUCACAAACUUCCAACUUCCUCACCCCUCCCAUCCUGAAGACGCGCACCUGGAGUGUGUCUACGCCAUCCAAUUCCAAGGCAAAUGGCUCGUGAGUGGCAGCAGAGACAGAACGGUCCGGGUGUGGGAUCUCGAGACCAAACGCUUGUGGAAUCGUCCUCUGGUCGGCCAUGCGAAAUCGGUGUUAUGCUUGCAAUUUGACCCGAGUCCCGCCGAAGAUAUCAUCAUAUCCGGCAGCAGCGAUAGAAGCGUGAUUGUAUGGAGAUUCUCAACGGGGAAAAAGAUUCACCAAAUCACGAGUGCUCAUGCAGACUCCGUUCUCAAUCUCAAGUUCGACCACCGAUUCCUGGUGACAUGCUCAAAAGACCGAACGGUCAAAGUGUGGAACCGACAUGAUCUGCUCCCCAACCAUGAAGACUAUCCUCGCAUUUUCAAAGGUGGCGCAGCCAGCUACCCAUCUUACAUCAUUGAUCUUACGGAAACUGCGCCGAAUUUCAUUGAAGCUAAUAUCGCCAAUGGGCAUAUCAAAGCUUUGAAGGCAUACUCCUUGCUGAUGACUGUGGAGGGCCAUGGAGCUGCCGUCAAUGCUAUGCAACUUCACGGCGAUGAAAUUGUGACUGCGUCAGGUGAUCGCCUGAUCAAGGUGUGGAAUAUUCGCAACGGCACCUGCGUAAAGACCCUCAUGGGUCAUACCAAGGGCAUUGCCUGUGUUCAAUCCGACAGCCGUCGCAUCAUUAGCGGUAGCAACGACAACACAGUGCGCAUCUACGAUCACAUCUCGGGGGCUGAAGUGGCCUGUCUGCGCGGACACAACAAUUUGGUCCGCACGGUACAAGCGGGAUUCGGCGACCCGCCAGGUGCAGAUGAAGCAUUGCGACUAGAAGCUCUGGAGGUAGAUACGGCUUUCUGGAGAGCUCAAAAGGAAGGGGUGCCCAUUGAGCCUGGACCAAGUGCGACGCGCCGUGCUGGUCACACCCCAAAUACAGCCGGAUCGCGUAAUCCUCGCGACAUUCGAGCUACUGGGGCGAAAAUUCCCCCAGGCGGUGGAGGAAGUAUCUGGGGCCGCAUUGUUUCCGGUUCCUAUGAUGAAUCGAUAUUGAUUUGGCACAAGGAUCGAGAUGGCGCGUGGUCCAUUGGCCACAGGUUACGACAGUCGGAUGCCGCAGCCAAUGCAGCCCGCGGUACCCUGAGUGAUGCCGCACGGGCUGCUAUCCAGACACAGGUCCGACACUUACAGGCCACGCAAACGCCGGGCAUUGCCAAUAUCGCUGCACCGAGCAUCAUGACUGGCCAGCAGUCGAAUCGCCCUACGAAUACUCCCGGGCAAGGGAGUACGCCGACGCCGCCGGUGGUAAACAACGCCCCAGUAGCCACACCCGGCGCCCAGGACAGCAAUGUCGCUGCUGCUGGCCCGUCACAUAUCCCUGCUGGUCCCGCAAGUCGAACCAACGUCACCAAUACCACUGCAGUCAAUACAGCUCCUCAAACACCACGACCUCCUCCAAUCCCCUCGGCUCUCCCGGGAGCCCCGCCAUUAGUGACACCGCAGGGCGUUCCCCCUGCAGGCUUAGCCCAUCUGCUGCAAAUGCCCGCUCCUCAUCCCAUCCCCAAUAUCCCACGCAACCGUGCACCCGCCCCGACAUCUCGAGUCUUCAAGGUUCAGUUUGAUUCGCGGAAGAUUGUCUGCGCAAGUGUGGACCCUCGCAUCGUCGGCUGGGACUUUGCGUGCGGCGACGACGAUAUUCUGGAGGCUUGUCGUUUCUUCCAAGGGCUUUGA
Molecule: messenger RNA, 2661 nt
Organism: Penicillium diatomitis
Lineage: Eukaryota; Fungi; Ascomycota; Eurotiomycetes; Eurotiales; Aspergillaceae
Product: F-box and WD domain protein
Exons: 2
Coding region: 1-2661 (886 amino acids)
Molecular function (GO): protein binding
Source: RefSeq, a predicted model, not a curated record